Messenger RNA from Drechmeria coniospora, 582 nucleotides. RefSeq names its product translocator protein. The coding region runs from base 1 to 582 and encodes 193 amino acids. Gene Ontology annotation, cellular component: mitochondrial outer membrane. Lineage: Eukaryota; Fungi; Ascomycota; Sordariomycetes; Hypocreales; Ophiocordycipitaceae. The record is from RefSeq and is a predicted model, not a curated record. The transcript has 3 exons.
AUGACCACCAUCCUACCCAACUUUGCCAUCGACGCGCGGGUGCUGCAGCAUCCAGCAGCCUCCAUCCUCCUGCCCAUCGCCCUUGGCACCGCCGUCGGCUAUGGCACCCGUCCGACACAAACAAAGGAUAAAUACUUGUCGCUCAAGCAGCCCCCGCUGCGUCCGCCGCCCUGGGUUUUUGGUCCAGUCUGGACCCUGCUCUACGGCAUCAUGGGCUACGCCGCCUACCGCGCCACGAGCACCGGCCUAUCGCCCCUCGCCUCCCCAGAGGUCACUCGGGCUACGCGGCUCGGCAUGACGCUCUACACAAUCCAGCUCGGCCUGAACUUUGCCUGGAUGCCCCUCUUCUUCGUCGCCGAGCGGCCCGUCGAGGCCACCAUCGAUAUCCUCGCCCUCCUGGGCGUCAACGUCUAUCUCACCCGCGUCUGGGGGUCCGUCGAUAAGGUGGCCGGGCUCUGCCAGAUCCCCUACCUCGCCUGGCUGAGCUUCGCCACCUACCUCUGCGCCGGGGCGGGCCAUCUCAAUAGCUGGGAUCUCUCGGACAAGGAGACGGUGAGGAACGACAACGACAAGAAGAAAUAG